Messenger RNA from Musca vetustissima, 735 nucleotides. RefSeq lists its product as uncharacterized. NCBI's taxonomy places the organism in Eukaryota, Metazoa, Arthropoda, Insecta, Diptera, Muscidae. The record is from RefSeq and is a predicted model, not a curated record. The transcript has a single exon. The coding region runs from base 1 to 735 and encodes 244 amino acids.
AUGUUUAAUAAAGAGGUAGCAGGAGGAGAAGAAGUCGAACAAAAACAACAGAGAUUACAAUUAGAAUUAGUACCACCACCACCAACAUCGAGAUAUCAGCAAAGGCAUAGAAUAGCACCAUUAAGGGCCAUCAUGGCCACAUAUCCAACCAAUGCACCACCAUUAUCAUCAUCAUCAUCGUCAAUAGAAUCACCAUCACAUUCAGCAGUGAAAACCACAACUCGUAAUAAUACCAAAAAUAGUUUUAGAGGCCACAUGAAAUACUCACAAACAAUCCAAAGUAGUCCUAAUGCAAUAUCCCAUGGAGGCAUCAGUAGCAGUAGUGGUAGUCCAGGUAGCAGUAGUAGUAUUAGUACAAAUAGCAUUAAUAAAAAUGAGCUUUUCAAUCGUAAUCAUGAUAAGCUUAAAUUCAAUCAUGAUAAAAAGCAGCAGCAACAACAACAGCAGCGACAACAAUUUCACACAAAUGAACAACAAAAACGUAUUAACAACAGCAACAAAAAAGAAUCGGAUCAUCAUUCCCGGCCCAUUCAAAGGCAACGUCAACCCGGCAAGUCGCAACAUCAGCCCCAACAAUUCGGCAAUGGUAGUUCCAAUAAGAAAUCCUCAAAUGCCAACACAAUCAACAACAACGAAGAAUUGAAAGACUACAAGAGCAAAAUCAAAAACAAAUACAACAUCGAUUACGAUCAUUCGCUAGAUGAGGAAUACGAAAUUAUUGAGGCCGUUGAAUGA